This is a messenger RNA of Paramecium tetraurelia, 633 nucleotides long. RefSeq lists its product as uncharacterized. The record is from RefSeq and is a predicted model, not a curated record. Lineage: Eukaryota; Ciliophora; Oligohymenophorea; Peniculida; Parameciidae. The transcript has 2 exons.
AUGGAUCAAGGAUGGGAAGUAAGUGAAGAACACUACUUGGAACAUUUGAUGUAAAAUCCUCCUCUGAAUUUGAAACGGCAAGGAUCAUAAUAACUAGAGAAGCCUACUGUUGUGGUGGCUCAGGAAUCACCAAAAACAAGAAUGAGAUUCAGAACCACCUCUAUGCCAAAAUUAGAUGAGAGUAAUAAACCUAGUUCUCCUACAAAAAAAAGUGUAGUAGAAGUCUAACCCAAAGUCGAAUAACAAGUUAAAUAGCAAGCAUCUCCAAUAAUUAUAAAAACUCCUAUUAGAUAAUAGAAAUUUUAAUUAUAUCCUUAGCGAAUAUCUCUUAGAUCAACUCUCUAUCAAACUCCAGGGGAGGAAGGCAGUCCGAUAAAAUUGGGGAGAACUCUUUAACCAAAGCAAUUCAAUCCAAUUUUGUCGAAUGUCAAUGAUACACACUACAAUGUCAUGAAGGGAUAGACUAGGUCAGUAAAGAGUGCAUCAAUGAGCAAUCUAUUGAAUAAUGAGGAUCGUUUGUUAUACAAAAAGAAAAUCGAAGAUCUUGUUUUCAAAAUGAGACCACAAAGGAAUGCAAUUCCGUAUAAACUACUGCAGAUGUUACUCUACUAAGAAAAAUCUAAAAAUGAAUGA